AUGGUUGUGAUGAAGAUGCCAACGAUUGAGGUGUCGGUGGUGGAGAUGCCAAAGAUUGAGGUGUUGGUGGUGGAGAUGCCAAAGAUUGAGGUGUUGGUGGUGGAGAUGCCAACGAUUGAGGUGCCGGUUGAUGGCGGUGGAGGUGCUGGUAAAGUUAAAGUUGAUGGUAUUGCAUGUGAUGGUAUUGCACAUGAUGGUAGUGGAUAUAAUUGUAUUCUGCGUGAUAUCAUUAAAGAUGAUGGUAUUGUAGGUGAUGACAGAGGACGUGAUGUCGGUGGACGUAAUGUUGGUGGACGUGAUAGCAAUGAACGUAGUCGCGGUUUGAGUGAUGGUAUUGUAGGUGAUGGUAUUGUAGGUGAUGAUAAUGGACGUGAUCGCGGUAUGAGUGAUGGUAUUGCAGAUGAUGGUAUUGUAGGUGAUGAUAAUGGACGUGAUCGCGGUAUGAGUGAUGGUAUUGCAGGUAAUGGUAUUGUAGGUGAUGACAAUGGAAGUGAUCGCGGUAUGAGUGAUGUCAAUGAACGUGGUGAUAAUGAACCUAAUGCUUUCUCAUAA
This is a messenger RNA of Sclerotinia sclerotiorum 1980 UF-70, 552 nucleotides long. RefSeq lists its product with no specific name. The transcript is spliced from 2 exons. The record is from RefSeq and is a predicted model, not a curated record. The coding region runs from base 1 to 552 and encodes 183 amino acids. NCBI's taxonomy places the organism in Eukaryota, Fungi, Ascomycota, Leotiomycetes, Helotiales, Sclerotiniaceae.